Carassius gibelio (silver crucian carp) is the source of this 6974-nucleotide messenger RNA. It is a transcript of the gene mast3b, whose product is annotated as microtubule associated serine/threonine kinase 3b. The record is from RefSeq and is a predicted model, not a curated record. Gene Ontology annotation, molecular function: magnesium ion binding; ATP binding; protein binding. Bases 443 to 4801 code for a protein of 1452 amino acids. The transcript is spliced from 27 exons. Gene Ontology annotation, biological process: intracellular signal transduction; peptidyl-serine phosphorylation. Lineage: Eukaryota; Metazoa; Chordata; Actinopteri; Cypriniformes; Cyprinidae.
AUGCAAAUUGUAAUUACAUGCUAGUUUAUCAAUGUAAAAUGUCAUAUGAAUAUUGAAAUGACAGUUUCCAGUGGUCUUUCGGGUUGUUUUCCUUUUUUUCUCUUUUCUUUGAGUGUUUGUUUUUUUCCACCUGAGUGUUUAAGCACACCUCCUCUUUGCAAUCACAUGGGAGAUGUGACCGCACCAUUCAAUCUCAAUCAUCUCUCACUCGCUCUGCGUACCCGAGUCACUUUCGCUGAGAGAUCUCUUUAACUAAAAGUGUUCCUUGAGAAUUUGUCUAUUUUAAGGAAGUCUCUACACCAGCACAGCACAACCUCUCACGCUGUCGUUUGGCAGAUGUUAAACGACGAUGUGUAAACAAUGGGCACUUUGUGUCGUCUCGCGUGAGAUCUGAAACAAGCUGCUUAUUUUCACCUGACCGCGCUUCACGGGAUUCUUAGAGAUGAAGAGGAGAGACAAGCUGAAAAUCCCCUCCCUCACUUUGGAUUUGUCACCCAGCCAGAGUCCCAUCAUCCUGAGUCCAUGCAGUCCAGGCAGCCCCUGCAGUCCUUUACAAUCCCUUCACCCCUGGAGCUGUCGCAGCAGUAAUAGAAAGAGCCUUGGGGUUGGAACGCCGUCGCCCACCCGCCCGCUUUCACCUCUGUCCGCCCACACAGCUGCCAGCAGCCCUCUGGACAGCCCACGAAAUGUGUCCACUGCUAUGUGCUCUCUCAACUUCCCUUUCGCCCGCAGAGCGGAAGGGAGACGGUGGUCUCUGGCUUCACUUCCAUCCUCAGGUUACGGGACCAACCCUCCCAGCUCAACGGUCUCAUCAUCAUCUUCAUCACAGGAACGCCUGCACCAGCUUCCAUACCAACCCACACAGGACGAGCUUCAUUUCCUGUUCAAACACUUCCGAAGUUCGGAGAGCAUGACUGAUGAAGAUGGGCGGCCCUCACCGUUUAUACGACCCCGGUCACGUAGCCUUAGCCCUGGACGAACUGGCGGCUCUUUUGAUCAUGAAAUCAUAAUGAUGAACCAUGUCUAUAAGGAGCGUUUUCCAAGGGCCACCGCUCAGAUGGAGGAGCGUUUGCUGGAAGUCAUCAGGCAGUUUUCUCCCGACAGCACCCUACCGUUGGGAGACGGCGUCCUGGGAUUUAUCCAGCACCAGUUGGUGGAGUUGGCCAGGGACUGUCUGGAUAAAUCCCAGAAGGGCCUGAUCACAUCCCUGUACUUCAUAGAGCUGCAGGAUAAACUGGAAAAAAUGCUGCAUGAGGCUCUGGAGCGCUCUGAGAGUGAGGAGGUUUCAGUGAUCACGCAGCUGGUGAAGAAGAUCCUCAUCAUUAUAUCACGGCCGGCACGACUGCUGGAGUGUCUGGAGUUCGACCCUGAGGAGUUUUACCAUCUACUAGAGGCUGCAGAAGGCCACGCCAAAGCCGGCCAGGGCAUCAAAACGGAUAUUCCCCGCUAUAUAAUCAACCAACUCGGACUCAACCGUGAUCCCCUUGAUGAAGUCGUGCAGCUCGAGGAGCAGUAUGACUCCGGCCCCACACUGACAGUCGAUUCGGAAGAAACCGCUGAACAGAAUAAAUCUUUACCCGCACCACUGCGAAGAAAACCCUUGGAGAGUGACUUUGAGACUAUAAAACUCAUCAGUAAUGGGGCUUAUGGGGCUGUGUAUCUGGUGAGGCAUAAAGAAACUCGGCAACGUUUUGCGAUGAAAAAGAUCAACCGACAAAACCUGAUUCUGCGGAACCAGAUCCAGCAGGUGUUUGUGGAGCGAGACAUCCUGACGUUUGCAGAGAAUCCCUUCGUGGUCAGCAUGUUCUGCUCCUUCGAGACCCGCAGACAUCUGUGCAUGGUCAUGGAGUACGUGGAAGGUGGCGACUGUGCCACUCUGCUGAAGAACAUGGGCCCACUUCCUGUGGAAAUGACCAGGAUGUACUUUGCAGAGACGGUUCUGGCGCUGGAGUACCUGCACAGUUACGGCAUCGUGCACCGAGAUCUCAAACCAGACAACCUCUUGAUCACUUCAAUGGGACACAUUAAACUCACUGACUUCGGGCUCUCCAAAAUCGGCCUCAUGAACAUGACAACCAAUCUGUACGAGGGCCACGUUGAGAAAGACACUCGGGAGUUUAUCGAUAAGCAGGUUUGUGGCACCCCGGAGUACAUUGCUCCUGAAGUGAUCUUGCGGCAGGGCUACGGGAAGCCUGUCGACUGGUGGGCCAUGGGCAUCAUCCUGUACGAGUUUCUGGUGGGAUGUGUGCCGUUCUUCGGAGACACCACGGAGGAGCUUUUUGGACAGGUUGUGAGUGAUGAGAUUAUCUGGCCAGAUGGAGAUGAUGCUCUUCCUGUAGAAACCCAGGACCUGAUCACACGAUUACUGAACCAAAACCCACAGGAGAGGCUUGGAAGAGGAGGGGCUUCAGAAGUCAAGCAGCAUCUGUUCUUCAGCGCUCUGGACUGGAACGGACUCCUGCGUCAGAAAGCUGAAUUCAUCCCUCAGCUGGAGGCUGAAGACGACACUAGUUAUUUUGACACUCGAUCUGAACGCUACCAUCAUUUAGCCUCUGAUGAGGAUGAUGAAACUAAUGAUGAAGAGUCUUCCUUAGAAAUACGACGGUUUUCCUCUUGGUCAAAUCGUUUCAGCAAGGUGUACAGCAGCACAGAGCACCUGGCGACCCCAUCCAACCUGAGUUUCUCCUCGGAUCGCAGUCACAGUGAGGAGAUGGAGGACGGGAGGGACACUCACUCACAUGGAGAGAUCCAGAGGCAGGCCUCCACUGGAGACAAGAGGCUCUCGGCUCAGAGGGCGAGUCUGCGCCCUCGCACUUCUUCCAGCUCCUCUCAGCCCGAGCGAGCUGUGAGCCCCCUAGUGGUGAGCAGCACACACAGCCUGGAGGCCAUGCCACGAUUCGCCCUCUCCACAGAUGAUGAGGCUGAAGUUGUGGUAUCCAACCUGCGACGAAUCAGACUACGUAGCAACAGCACAGGAACGAAACACUCGUCACCAAGGGAACAAGGGAGUCCGCAGUGCUUUGGAAACCAGCUGGAGACGCCUGACAGGCAGCGACUCUCACCGGGGCGCAAAGUCCCCAAAUCUGCCUCGGUGUCCACCCUCUCGCUCAUCAUCACUCCAGAUGACGGGAGUGGCAGCCUGCAGGCGCACUCCAUUUCCCCUCGGUCAUUUUCCUCUAAUCCAUCAUCCCGAGACUCCUCCCCCAACCGAGACCUGUCACUCAGCAUCAGUAGGCUCCGCCCCCCAAUCAUCAUCCACAGCUCUGGGAAGAAAUACGGCUUCACUUUGCAGACCAUUCGAGUGUACAUGGGGACCAGUGACAUCUACACCAUACACCACAUGGUCUCGGGCGUGGAGGAGAGCAGCCCCGCCCACGAGGCUGGACUGCGAGCAGGUGAUCUGAUCACUCAUGUGAACGGAGAGUCUGUGCAGGGUCUAGUGCACACAGAGAUGAUGGAGCUGCUUUUGAAGAGCGGUAACCAGGUGACCCUGCAGACUAUCGCACUGGAGGACACGUCUAUAAAGAUUGGGCCGGCACGCAAGCGCAGCUGUAAAGGAAAGAUGGCCCGCCGCUGUAAGAGGAGCAAAUGGAAAGACAGUCAGGACCGGAGGCGCAGCAUGCUGAAGAAGCUGUCCAAACAGAGCACCGUCAUGCACAGCAGCCGCAGUUUCUCCUCCGGCCUGCAUCACUCUGUGUCCUCCAGCGAGAGUCUGCCAGGCUCUCCCACCCACAGCCUGUCCUCCGGCCCCACAACACCCUGCCGGAGCCCCGUUCCAGACCACACCGCUGACGCCAGCCUGCCCCAGAACGCCUCUCCGUGCUCCAGCUCUCCGAGUUCACCGGCUGUCCAGAUGCGGCCCAGCUCUCUGCACGGCCUCGGCUCUAAACUAAGCAACCAGCGUUUCACUAAAGUGGGGAGACGGAAGUCCACCAGCAGUAUCCCGCCCUCGCCUCUGGCCUGCACCUCCUCGCCACAGGCCCUGUCCCCUCAGCGCUCCCCCUCUCCCUUACCCAGCAUCUCCAAAACCCUCCACUCCUUCCACGGCAAGACCCUCUCACCCCCCACCAUUAUUCGGCACGUGGUCCGACCCCGGAGUGCAGAACCUCCACGUUCCCCUCUGCUGAAGAGAGUCCAGUCUGCAGAGAAACUCUCAGGGGCUUUGUUUGCGGACAAAAAGCCCCACGCAACCCGCAGACACACACUGGAGGUCCCGCACUGCGAGGUGGACGUCCUGGGAGACGCAGAGGCGGAGGGGGCCUGUGGUGCGACUUAUACAGCGGAUCACAGCAGGCUGGGCGGGUACCUGUGUGCCCAGAGACUGAGGGACUGGCCCGGGGAGCGCAUGGAUCAGAUCGUCGUAAUGCGCAAGCUGAAUCUCUCCGAACGUCGAGAUUCCUUCAAGAAGCAAGAAGCUGUGCAGGAAGUGAGCUUCGACGAGCCUGAUGACAGGGCACCUCAGAUACCCGCUCAGUCGGCCACGUCCGCUGGCGCACGGCCCAAGCAGAUGAUGGGCGAGACGCAGUCGGAGGAGGAGUGCGUGGCGAGGAGGAAUCCGCUGGUUCCCCAGAUCGCUGUGCAAGGAUCAGAGAGCGAGGAAGCAGAUGACUGGAGGCUUUGCUCGGAUGAAGACGAGGAAGAGGCUGAAGAAAACGUGUCUCAGAAUCAGGGUGAACCUCGGGCCGACACAGACGGCCCACUCUCCUCAGCAGCUGCGCACAAAGCCGCCGAGACAAUCGCAGAUGCAGCGAAGCCGGAAAAGCAUCAGAGUCCAGAAAAAAGCAAACUGAAAGAGAGAUGAACGACUGAAGACUGUUACAUAUCCACAGGCUUCUCAACCCAACCGCUGAGAUGUUUGUUGCCACGCAGAAUUCAAACAAAAACCGAGUGGAGUAUUUUAUUAGCGUCUAAAUGGAGUUAAACUAGUCUUAUGCAGGGAAUAUUUAUGCUUUUUUAUUUAUCAUUUACACUGGAGAUGUAUUGUUGGCCAAAAAGAGAACUUAAUUGUUGCUAGUACAUUUUUCUCACCUUCUGUGAACCUGUUGAGGGAAAUUGAAUGAUUUGAUUUUUCUAUGAAAAUGUUCAAAUGCUUUCGAAUCCGUUUCAUCCUCCGAGCUUUUCAUUUUUGCACCGACUUUGUGUGCGAUUUUAUAAAAGCGACGAGUUCAAAUGAUAUUUGACUGGAAUUGUCGUGUGGGCCGUUUCAUGUAUUAUUUCACAAUCUCAAAUGGUUUCCAGAGCGUUUGAAAUGAUAUGCGCCAAGGGGAAAAAAAAGACUUGCUUGUGCUGAACAUUUGGGCUUUAACUGUAGAAAGAUUGGUCAGCGCGUCCCAAAAAACAACAAUAUUCAUGCAUCAAACCAAAUAGAUCGAUCAGUUUUAGAAAUUUGAUUCUAUUCAUUUUUUUUCUUUGAUUUUAAAGAUGAAUUUAGAUUUUAAAUAUUUUAAAUUAAAGGGAUCGUUCAGUCUUUUACUCUCCCUUAAGAAUUUGCAGAAGAAUUUUUGAAGACGGUCACCAUUGACUUUUUUCAAAAUAGCAUCUUUGUUCAACAGAAGAAAGGUUCGGAACGACGUGAGGGUGAAUAAAUUGACAGAUUUUCAUUUUUAGGUAUAAUGUCCCUUCAGAUCCCUUCCCUGACACGCUGUGCUUCAUGAUUAAGAUUUUCUUUUUCUCAUUUGAGUUUAUAAACCGAAUUCUUUUAACAUCCAAAAACCAAUCGUUAUACAUUCAAUUCUAAAGUAUAUUUCCACAGAGUUCCCACGAUUAUUUUUUACGUUCCUUUCAUUCAUCCCGUGCACUAACCAACCCCCACAGCUUUGCAUGUUCAACCUAAAUAAACUGUUAAAUGUUCACAGGUGCUCAUGGGCACCUCUGAAAUAUUCGUAGAAACCGUAAAGCACACAGUCACACACCUCAUGCGAACUGAAACUCAUGUGUGCACAGAUCACUGCGUAACCGAGCACGUUAUCACGAGUUUUCCAUGGACCGUUGGCCUGUCGGGAAUCCUCACAAGCUUUUGUACUUGGAAUAAUGUUUACAUUUUUAUAUAUUUACAUUUCUACUGUGCGAAGGGAUCUUUAUGGCCUGUUUUGAACGUAAUUACAAAUUUGUGCAGGACUGAAGUCAGUGGGUGGAGGCUUUAGCUAGAUUAUGGUUUUAAAGUUCGGUGUGAUGUCAUUGUUAAUAGGCAGAUCUCGCCAAUUUUGCACACGUCAGACUGUAUGUUUUUGUGUUCAUAUGCAUGACUCUCUUCCAAAACACUUUUUCUAAGUUGAAUGUCAUUAUUUGAAUCUAAUGGGACAGUGUUUUUAUCGCAUGAAGGUGCAACAGUUAUUUGGAUGUUGUCAGUCAGUCAGGACAGCACAUGUCUGACAGGUUCCACAUUUCUGUUAUAUUUUUGAAGUUUAUUGUUAAUUGUGACCUCUUUGUAACUUUUUUGCAUCAGGCUACUGAAAUCGUAAGCACUCUGUAUAAGACAAAUUUGUGUCAAUUUUAAUAGGCUGUUUUUCCGCCUGUCAGCUGACCGAUUGCAUGCUGCAUGAAUACACGGUUCACGUUGGCAUGGCAUCCUCAGUGUAAUAUGUUCAAUGGUCAAGUAUAGCCAAGCCUUUGAAUUACAGUAAUGUUAUUAAAAGCUUCAUGUUAUACAGAGCCUGUUGUGACAUUUUAUCCCUCUGUGAUCACAGACUUUAGUGGAUGAAGUGUUUGUUGUGUGGAUCAUGUUCAGGUGAGACGCCGGGUCACUAUCUGCCCUUAUAUUCACACUACAGCUUAACAGCACUGGAAAUGCAUCAUCUAUAUAUCCUGAUGUGCUGAUGGUUUCUUCCGUUUUUCCAGAAUUGUCAAGAAUUCUUGAUUAUUGGAAUGUGUUUGUAAAACAAACUAAAAAAAAAAUACUUUUGAUAAAUAUUUUUUUAAUGUUAUAACUGUUUGUCUGAUGUUUUGUAAUAAAUCAUUCACUGGUUAAGAGGGAA